AUGAAGUUGUUCAGCAAUCUGCGAGGACCACGCAGCUGGUCAAAAGAGAAGCGGCGCAUGCAUCCGACAGAGGAAAGCCAGAAUGGGUCACAGGAAACGCUGUCGACUUGCCCGGCAGAAUCUGGCGUAUCCUCUGACGGCCAUUGCCAGCACGAUGAGCGGAAGAGCGCGGCCAGCGAGACAGGAGUUAUACCCAGAGCUUUGGCCCGACAUCCUAGCAUCAGCAGCAACGACAGCACGGGGAGCCGGAGACCCGCGGCACAAAUGAUAAUGAAUCACAUGAAGUCCGUACGGGAGACUUUGCCGACGUUGAAGCCGGGCAUGGUCGUGACCACAAAGAGUGCACGGGUCAACAUGUUGGUCGUUCGUAACACCAAGGAGUGGUCAGAGGGGGACGUGGACGGCGGCGUGGGCAAACCUGGGAUAAUAUUUGCCAUCGAUGUAGUCGCAGGGGAUUGCACGGUUUAUUGGUACGAGUCUGGGCAGGUCAACAAUUGCAGCAUCGGCAGGACGGGCGUGCUCUGCAAGCCGUGCGGCGCCAUCCCGGGGUCGCUUGGAGGGGACGACGGAUUGGCGAACGUAGGCACGGUUCACUCCGCCAUGGAGGCAAUGAGGACUGUGCUCGGGGGCCGCGCUAAGAGAGGACACCAGACGGAAACACCAGUCGAGCCGUUUACUCGACACAUCUCGCCGUUUGGCCGGAAGAUCUCGUACACGCAGUACGCGGAGAAGACGCAGACGGCAAUCAUAUUCGAUUGGGACGACACGAUGUUCCCAACCACAUACGUCAAGCACGAUCUGGGCCUCUCCAUCAAUCAUAGUCUGAAGGACCAGGCGCUCAGUCCCCGGAAGAUGGUACGUGUCCGGACCGCUCUAGCGAGAGCCGCGUGCGCCGCCGGACGGCUCCUCCGGUUGGCGGACGAGCGCGGGAAGGUCGUCAUAGUGACUUUGGCCAGGAGUCCGUGGCUCACCGAUUCCUGCAGGAAUUUCUACCCUGGGAUGGGCGAGCUCAUCAAGAAGCUCGGUAUCCAGAUUGUGUACGCGCGGGAUAGGGAGUAG
Molecule: messenger RNA, 1059 nt
Organism: Prorocentrum cordatum
Lineage: Eukaryota; Dinophyceae; Prorocentrales; Prorocentraceae
Source: the annotation of a GenBank genome assembly